Symbiodinium necroappetens is the source of this 587-nucleotide messenger RNA. The record is from the annotation of a GenBank genome assembly. NCBI's taxonomy places the organism in Eukaryota, Dinophyceae, Suessiales, Symbiodiniaceae.
GCGACGCCUUCGCCAGCACCAUCAAUCAGAAAUACACAGCAACGGGAAAGUACAUCCCGAAGAAGUACAGAAGGUGGAAACCCACCGUGGUGCUGCUGCAGGACCAUCCCAAGCUUGGCAAGAAGGGCGACGUUGUGACGGUGAAGAAGGGCUACUACCGCAACAUCCUCUAUCCCGAGGGUGUGGCCAAGAGGCAGGAUGCCAGCAUCAUGAAGCAGCUCGAUCAGGAGGCCAGGCUGAAAAGCAAGGAGGCCGCAAAGCAGUUGGCGGAAGCUUUGAAGAAGAAAGAUGCCAUCGAGAAGCAUGGGCCGUUCAUCUUUGAGAAGAAGGUUCGCGAGGAUAAGGAAAACAUCUAUGGAUCACUCUCCCAGAUCAACGUUGCCGAGGAGAUAGUGAAGGCCACAGCUGUUCCUGUGCGCCAAGUCUCUGUGCAGAUCCCCAAGAUCACGAAAGUCGGCACUUACCGGGGCACCAUCGAAUUCCUCCCCGAAGUCAUUGCGGUUAUAGAGAUCAAGGUGGUCCCCGAAGGCUAUGAAGAGGAAGGGGAAGAGGGUGAGGAGGGUGAGGAGGAGGAGGCGUCCGACUAG